Molecule: messenger RNA, 4655 nt
Organism: Mercenaria mercenaria
Lineage: Eukaryota; Metazoa; Mollusca; Bivalvia; Venerida; Veneridae
Product: Fanconi anemia group I protein-like
Exons: 32
Coding region: 158-4174 (1338 amino acids)
Biological process (GO): DNA repair
Molecular function (GO): DNA polymerase binding
Source: RefSeq, a predicted model, not a curated record
AAGAAUUUCGCGCCAUUUUUAAUGUUUACAAACAAAAUUCCACGGAAAAAAAAAAACAUUCGGUCGUCCAUCUCCUGUAUAUUUUACAAACAUAAAGUGACAACAGGCAUUUAUUUUCUUUGUACCUGCUUCAAACGUUUGACCUGCUCACAUUAAGAUGGACAAGAAAAUUAUAAGCUUUGCUGAAGAAAACAAGGUAGAAGAAUUGACAGAAUGCCUUAAAGCAGUAAGCAAUUAUGAGCUGUGUAAAAUGAUAGAGAGGAAAGUUUUGAAGGGAAGAAAUGACACUUUCACCCUUGUUAGGGCGAUUUUGCUAGGUUCUCCACCAGAUAGUACAGUAUGUGUAGAAAGACGUAGCCAUGUGUACAAGCAGUGUAUUGACGCUCUGCAGAAAAAUGAUAUGAAUAACAAAAUGGCCUCAGAGCUUGUAGGCCUUCUUAUGCUAGAAGCAGACACUUUGCCAGGGCCGACACUCGCAGAACUGGCCAGUAUAUACGUGGAUGGUAUCAAGUCAGAUUCAACACAGUCAGGAAAAGCGCUAGAAUUGCUGCCAAAGAUCUUGUCUGCCAUUGCCUCCCAGGAGAACAUUGUGUAUGCUGGGAACCAUAUGAAAGGUUCAGAAUAUAAGGGACAUGUACUCAAUAGUCUUUGCUCUUGCAAAUGGGAUCCUGGUAGUGUUGUCAACCUUGCAUCAAUGUUUAGAGAUGUUCCACUAACUAAUGAAGAGCUGAAAUUUGUUAUAGAGAAAGUUUUAAGAAUGUUCCGGGAAUUAGACAUGGGUGAUAUACCAGCGCUAGUCUACCAGCUUCUUCUGCUUGCAACUAAGGGACAUAAAAAACUUGUGCUAGAGGGAAUUAUAAACUUUUUCACUGAACAAGACAGCCACCAGAAACCUGUAGAUAACCAGGAAUUCAGUGAGGAUCUAUUGGAUGAUAGUAUAAACAAUACAGAAAGUCUGAGACACACAGAGGGCACUGUUAUACUUCAUAUCAGUUUUGCUGUAAAACAACAUCAGGAUCUAGGAAGAGAAUUUCUCAAAUGUCUUAAGGGAUACCAAAACUGUAGUGCUACAAAGACUCUGUCGCCUUUCUCACUUGCCAUGGCGCUCUCACUGGCCAGAAUAAACAGAUUUGAAGAUCAGAUUUUUGACUUUCUGAAAACAACAUUUUUGAAAAGUUACAAAGAUCAUGAGAAGCAGUCACAGUCGUGUUGGAUACAGGAAGUUGUGUCAGAUAUGGUUUCAGUGGAGGAGUAUGUCAUACAGACCGUGCAAAACAGUACAUAUGGAUGGGAUCAUGUUGUACAGGGUCUAGUCCAAUUAGGGUUUAUUUUGAUGGAUUCGUUUGGACCAAAAGCAGUAUUUGGACGCAUUGACAUACUGCCCAGUAUACAGACAGGACCUACACAUCAGACUUGUCAACUUGGAGCAAAGAUACUGCUGAAAACAUUCAAGGCACAUGAGAUGGUCAGAAGUGAGAUUUUAGAACAGAUAUUCAACAGAGUGAUAACAAAAGCCACAUCACCGGUCUCUCAUUUCCUAGAAUUACUGGGAGACAUAGUGUUUGCUUCACCACAGUUGCUGCUGGAUUCAACAACCAAAGUUCGGGAAAUGUUUGACUAUCUGUCCUUCCUGUGUCCCACCUCAGCUGAGGGGCUCCUGAGGGCCAUACAGCCCCUCCUGAAACUGAGCAUGAACCUGAAAGAUUCUCUGAUCUUGGUCUUAAGAAAAGCCAUGUUCUCAAGACAACUUGAUGCACGUAAGAUAGGAGCAAGCGGCUUCCUCAUGAUACUGAAGCAUUUUAGAGUGCUAGGUGGUAUAAGAUCCAGUCAGUCCAGUCAACCUUCAUUCUCAUCUAGUCAGAUUUCAGUAGAUGUACAUAUUCCACAUAAUGCCUCCAGUAAUGAAGCAUUGUGUUUGGAGAUUUUGGGCAACUUACGGAGAUGUUUAUCACAGCAGGCUGAUGUUAGACUUCUGCUCUAUCAGGGACUGGUUGAUGUGCUGGACAGGAAUACACAGCUCCGGGAUCCCAUACUGUCAAUGUUGAUGUCACAGUUGAAAUGUUACUAUGAGAAGAAUGAAGAAAUGAACCCACCGUUGAAGUUAGAGCCCUGUAUACUUGCCCAGGGAGACCAGGUGUAUUUGGCAGAACCUCUUGCUCAUUUGUUAGGCUGCAUACAGCUGUGUCUGAUCAAAAGUGAUGAGAUAAAGAAGAAGCAGCAGUCCGGGGCUAGUGAUGAUGAUGAUGACGAUGAUGAUGAUGAGUCAGCAGUGCAAUCAGAACUUGAGCAGAUGAUGAAAUCUCUCAUCAACAGGAUGAUUACAUCAGAGAUGGAAGAUUUUGAAUUGGAUAAGUCGGCAGAUUACUCUCUUGCAAACAGUGUGGGUGUUAGGAACAACAUCUUUGCUAUACUUAUUCUAGGAACGUAUGAAGCUCUCAUUGAGUACACAUUUAUGACUGGAACAUUAAAUGAGUCAAAAGUUCGCCAAAUGCUGCAGUUGUUUGAGAAUCAGAAAAAAUUGAGUGGUGUUUUACGGGAAAAAGCUGGAGCUGCUGCGGGUAAGAAAGGGAAGACGCAGGCAAAGUCUCCCAUCAGUCUGCUGUCUCUCAAGUUUGUCACACAGGUCAUGGAUUUUGUAAUUAGUGAAAAUGAAGAUUAUGACAGAGAUCUGGUAGAUACACUUGGUGAGAAUACAGACUUCUUCAAGUAUGUCCUCACCGUAACACAGCAAAAGCUGCAUCAGAUCCAGGACAAGGGUCAGUGUGACGGAUCGGAGGGGAAACAGAAAACAAAGAUAUUUAAUUACUGCUGUGAAUUGGCUGGAUUGUUGUUGAAGUACUAUAAAAAGAACCAGACAGGUGAAGGCAGCCAGAGAGUGACUGAAAAACAGAUCCUGACCUUGACUUUGGAAUGUCUAUGUAGUGUGGUUACCAUAGUAACGCAGCAAUAUAUCAGUGACUUAGACAAGUUUCUAUCAAGUCUAGCAGAGACAAAAGAUAAUGAGAACAUAGAUGAACAAAUUUAUCAAGAUAUAAAGAAAUUACAGGGAAAAAUUUUGAUUGUGUUAUCUUCAGAUGAUCUGUCAUUGUGUAAAUCUAUGCUGACAUACCUUCUCACCAUGGGACAGAAAUGGAAAACAUCGCCAAUAUUACUGCGGGAGCUCUCUCAAGACAUACAUACACAAAUAGGGGACAUUGAUCAGGAGAUAGAGCUUGAUGGAAGGACAAACUUUGCGGUUGUUACACAGCGUGCUGCAGCACCGACUGUACUACAGAUUGUGGUAAAUCAAGGAGAACGCGAGUUAGACAAUACAGACUGGGUAGUCACACGUGUGAGGGCUGAUGCUACAGCUGAGCUCGCCUCCAGUACAGGAGGGGAAUCACCACAGUUAACACAGCGUGAAGGACAUGAGAAGUCUAUCUGCACAAGACUUGGUGUCAUAGUCACUGCCUUUCACGAGCUUGUGCAAUCAGCAUUACCUAUAGGGCCUUGUACUGAACAGUUGUUGAAGGUUCUUACAAGAAUAUAUGGAACAUUGACCAUGUUAGUCAAAUAUUAUUUGUCCUUGUAUGCAAGUCGGUCAGGUCACUUAAGUGCCAGAUUUGAGAAGCUUGUGAAAUUAUCAGGAACUCACCUGACACACUAUUGUUAUGGAUUGAUCACCUAUAUACAGACGUCAGAGAGUGAGAAUAUAACACAUGCAGCACCAGAUAAAGGCAAGAAGAAGAAAGAUGAUAAAAAGAAGACAAAUACAGCUCAGUCUGGAAAGGCAAAUGUAAUGAAACAAACAAGAACCAUACCAAACUUGAUAUUUGCUAUAGAACAGUAUGAACGUUACCUCAUACAGCUGUCCAAGAAAUCUAAGAUAAACCUAAUGGAACACAUGAAGCACAGCACAUCUAGAGAUUUCAGGAUAAAUACCGCUGUACUGGCAGAGAGUCUUGACAACCAGAGCAGUUCUGACGUAGAUGACAGUGACGGAGAGAACGAUGAGAGCACUGUUGGUGAUAAUACGACUGUCAGAAAUGAGCAAACUAUAGAGGAGAAUUCAGGGGAAAGUGAUCAGGAAAACGAGCCAGCUGCGGCCAACGUUCCUGAUCCAGUGGAUGAGCCAGUGAAAAAGAAGACAAAACUUGCUGCAAAAAGAACUGUUGGGAAAAAAUCUAAAUCUUAACUGGUGAUAGGAAGAUUUUAAUAUGGAUUGAGCUGUCACAAAUUGAACAUUGAUUCCAGAUGAAAAAGGAUGAUGUGCCAAACAGUUGAGAAAGGAAAUGAUGUGCCAAACAGUUUAGAAACAAAAUAGAAUUGGUUUAAAGGAGAUAAGCUUGAGAUUUAUCUAAUCAUUUUCCAAACAAAGAGUUCCUCUCCAGAUGUUGUGAGUGCUGUCUUGGAGCAAGAUGAAUGUUCUACAUAAUUUGAUAGAAAGUAAUUGUCCUCCAGAUGUAAUUCAUGUGGGCUUCUUUGUUAUAUCUGCUACAAAAGUGAAGAUCACAGGCUUAAAUACUGUGGAAAAAUGGUGUUAAAUCUACAUCAUUUAAACAGAAAAAUCUGUACUCAGUUAUUUCCCUUGUUUCAUUUGUUAUAUGUCGUAGAUUACAUAAAUAUUAUAAUACCCUACGGCUGUUUGUGAAUGUGCAUUUUACUACAUGAUGAUA